Molecule: messenger RNA, 1112 nt
Organism: Ceratotherium simum simum (southern white rhinoceros)
Lineage: Eukaryota; Metazoa; Chordata; Mammalia; Perissodactyla; Rhinocerotidae
Source: RefSeq, a predicted model, not a curated record
AUGCCCCGCAGCCUUUUGGUCUCCCGGCUCCGGGAGCUCCGGGCUCCACCCUCUCGGGUGCUGGGCGCGCUGCUGGUGGCGCGGCUGGAGGGCCCGCACGAAGCCCGGCUCCGAGCCGAGCUGGAGGCGCAGCGGGAGCAGCUGCUGCGGCGCAGCCCGUGCGUGGCCGGCCCGGCCCUGGACGCCUUCGUGGAGCGGGUGCUGGCGGCCGGACGGCUGGGGCGCGCCGCGCUCGCCAACGCUUCGGGGCCCGCCAACGCCUCGGACCCCGCCUGGGACUUUGCCUCGGCCCUCUUCUUCGCCAGCACGCUGGUCACCACCGUGGGCUACGGCUACACGACGCCGCUGACCGACGCGGGCAAGGCCUUCUCCAUCGCCUUCGCGCUCCUGGGCGUGCCGGUCACCAUGCUGCUGCUGAGCGCCUCGGCCCAGCGCCUGUCGCUGCUGCUGACCCGGGCCCCGCUGUCCUGGCUGAGCGAGCGCUGGGGCUGGGACCCCCGGCGGGCGGCCCGCUGGCACCUGGCCGUCCUGCUGGGGGCUGUGGUGACUGUCUGCUUCCUGGUGCCGGCCACGGUGUUUGCCCACCUCGAGGAGGCCUGGAGCUUUCUGGAUGCCUUCUACUUCUGCUUUAUCUCUCUGUCCACCAUCGGCCUGGGCGACUACGUGCCCGGAGAGGCCCCUGGCCAGCCCCACCGGGCCCUCUACAAGGUGCUGGUCACAGUCUACCUCUUCCUGGGCCUGAUCGCCAUGGCGCUGGUGCUCCAGACUUUCCGCCGCGUGUCCGACAUUCACGGCCUCACAGAGCUCAUCCUGCUGCCCAAUCCGGACCCUGCCAGCCUCACCGAGGAGGAUGAUCGCGUGGACAUUCUGGGCCCCCAGCCCGAGCCGCGCCAGCAACUCACAGCCGGCUCCCACGCCGACUACGCUUCCAUCCCCAGGUAGCAGGGCAGGCGCCCUGAGGCUGGAUGGACCUGGCCUGGAACAUUCUAGAACCUCUGCGAGCACAUGCCGGUGUUCCUGAGGCAUCGCCACCAACUGUCCUUCCUGUUUUACCUGUCCUGGCCUCCGCCGGGCGCCCACACCGCCUUGUCCUCCCUGCCCCUUCUCUCGUU